AGCUUCAGCUGAUUUCACUCAGUCUAAAUGAAUAUACUUGAUGCUUAGCCAUGAUUUUGUGUGGUUUUUUUUUUAAGGGACAAGUUUUUUGUUUUUGUUUUUAAUACAAACUGUCGUGUUGAGGGUUGACUUUCAGCAGAUCGCAGCAAGGGAGCUGCUCUAUAGUCUGACCUAAAGGGACAAGAUUUUUUUGUCGUUUAAUUAACGUCAUAGCCACUAGAUGCCAGUAGUACCCUCAAGUGUGACCAUCACAAAUGUCUCCAGACUUUCCAAAUAUCCCCUCAGGGGCAGAGUUGCCCUCAGUUGAGAACCACUGAUCUUACCAAAGGCGAAAGGAAGGCUUUUUAUCAAGACCUCCAUGUGCUCUUGAAAACUUCACUAAAUUAUUAGUAACUACCCUUCUGAUAACUUGAGAAAUGUGUCAGAAUCUCGGAGAAGAAGGAUGUACAGCUUGCAAAAAUGGAUUUUGUAUUAGAAGACAUGGAUCUUGCUGCUAAUGAGCUCAGCAUUUAUGACAAACUUUCAGAGACUGUUGAUUUGGUAAGACAGACGGGCCAUCAGUGUGGCAUGUCAGAGAAAGCAAUUGAAAAAUUUAUCAGACAGCUACUGGAAAAGAAUGAACCUCAGAGGGGGCCACCCCAGUAUCCCCUCCUUCUAGCUGUGUACAAGGUCGUCGUAACCCUGGGAUUAAUCUUGCUCACUGCCUACUUUGUGAUUCAACCUUUCAGCCCAUUACCACCUGAACCAGUGCUUUCUGGAGCUCAUACCUGGCGCUCACUCAUCCAUCACAUCCGGCUGAUGUCUUUGCCCAUUACCAAGAAGUAUAUGCCAGAAAAUAAGGGAGUUCCUCUGCAUGGGGGUGAUGCAGACAGACCCUUUCCAGACUUUGACCCCUGGUGGACCAAUGAGUGUGAGCAGAAUGAGUCGGACCCCAUCCCUGCCAACUGCACCGGCUGUGCCCAGAAAUUACCCCUCAAGGUGAUGCUCCUGGAAGACACCCCAAGGAAAUUUGAGAGACUCCAUCCUCUGGUGAUCAAGACUGGACAACCCCUGUCAUCUGAGGGGCUUCAGUGCUUUUUGUGCCAGUACCCUGAGGUUGCAGAAGGCUUCACCGAAGGGUUUUUCACCAAGUGGUGGCGCUGCUUUCCUGAACGGUGGUUCCCGUUUCCUUACCCAUGGAGAAGACCUCUGAACAGAUCACACCUUUUACGUGAGCUUUUUCCUGUGUUCACCUACCUGCCGUUUCCAAAAGAAGCCUCCUUGAAAAAGUGCUUCUUUCUUCAACCAGAACCUAUUGUGGGGAGUAAGAUGCAUAGGAUGCAUGACCUGUUUACCAUUGGCAGCGGCGAGGCCAUGUUGCAACUCAUCCCUCCCUUCCAGUGCCGAAGACAUUGCCAGUCCAUGGCGAUGCCACUAGAGCCAGGGGAUAUUGGCUAUGCUGGCGCCACCCACUGGAAGGUCUACAUUAUAGCCAGAGGGGUCCAGCCUUUGGUCAUUUGUGAUGGAACCACCCUCUCAGAACUGUAGGAAACAGAACUAAAGGAACAGUUUGAGAGCUGAAGACCGGAUCGAAAGGGGGAAAAUAAAAACAAAAAACGAUGAAACCACUUUCCAGGGGUUGGUUGCUUAGUUGCCUGCCCUGUGCAUGCGUGUGUGAGCCAGUUGUGUGCUGGAAGCAAAGGCCAGAGCCCAGCCCUCCCAACUCUUCCAGCCCAGUUGCUUGGCCAGGACCUUGCCAAUACCCAUCUGUGAGAGACUGGCCUCUUCCAGGCCUUUUGGCACCAAAGCCUUGAGGCUGCCCUUCAGGCAGGGAGCACGGUUGAUACCUUCCCUCACUUGCAUGACAUGAUCCCCUCUGCUGGCUCCCUGGCCAUGAGAGGGCAGUCACCAGGUCCUGACUUUAGAGCCAUCCUCUACCAGGUGGGCCUGCCUGUCCUCUCUUCCUGGUCACACCACCCUGUACUUUUUUUGGAAAGCCAUGGAUGAUUAAAGAAGUCAUUGCAGUUUCCCAAGCAGAAUGGAAUCUAGAACCGGUGAAAAAGGAUCAAAUAACCUCAAACUGCACUCAAGAAGUGCACUUCUUUCCCAGUGUCCAUGGCUCUUGGAGUAUCAGCGAUGCCAGGUCGGAGUCUGAUUGUAAUUGAAAUGGUAAUUCCUACGGUAAUUCUUGUCUCCAUUCUAUCAGUUCUUAUGCCUCUCCCCUCCCUCCCCUUCUCCCUUGCCUAUCUGGAUGGCUUCUCAGAAGUUGGGCUCCCGGUCUCCCUCCCUUGGAUGGGCCAGCGCCCUUUACUGCUGAGGCACCACUGCUCUUGUCAACUAUGUUGCUUUUACCAAAUGUCUUCGGAGGGGGAGAGGGUGCCUCCCCGGGUUUGAUCUUUAGGGUCCAACUUUCUGCAGGAAAGAUGUUUUACAGACGUGUCAAGCUGAUGUUGUAAGGUGGUUGGGGAAGGAACUCCAGACCCAGAGUCUUGGCCAGCUGGGCGUACGACUGAGUGACCCUCUGUCUUGAAAUGAUUUCUCUCUCUCUACUGGGAGCCAAGGUGAGGUGUUUUUAUUUUUUGUGAAAUUAUAAAAUCAUGUUCUUUUUUUUUUUUUUUUUUUUUUUUUGCGGUACACGGGCCUCUCACUGUUGUGGCCUCUCCCAUUGCAGAGCACAGGCUCCGGACGCGCAGGCCCAGCGGCCAUGGCUCACGGGCCCAGCCACUCCGCGGCAUGUGGGAUCUUCCCGGACCGGGGCACGAACCCGUGUCCCCUGCAUCGGCAGGCGGACUCUCGACCACUGCACCACCAGGGAAGCCCAAAUCAUGUUCUUUUGAUUGGAUGAUUCACUAUGCUCAUUGUUUUCCCCAAGUGCUUUUAGUGUGUCUUAAGUGUGUAAAGGACACUCUUUUCUUGUUUCCUUUUUCCCUUUAUUAUUCCUUUAUCGACUCUUAAAAAUCUGGCUUCUGAAAAUGCCAUUGCCAAGUUGAAGAAAAAGCACACCACACUGCAGCCCUGGUUCUGAACUGCAGAAAUCAAACAGAUACUGGAGGUGUCUGUGUCGAGUUACAGACCAGAGGCAGACAGUGGUGAGGGAAGAGGGUGGGUGUGACUCCUUAUGGGGUCUUCAUCCUUGCAGGCACCCCUGCACCUUGUCCCCAGGCCCUCUUUCCCUACACAUCUCACGAGCAGCAGUGAGGAUCGUCAGGUGCUUGAGUGGCCUGUGUGUGGGCUUGUAAAGGACAUGGAGGGUUCGCAGAGUCCAGGGUGGAAAAGCUCAGAGCCUCCUCCACGGUCUUGAGUGAAACUAGGACGAAUUGUACCUGAGGGAAUUUUUCCUUAAAAGAAUCAGGCCUUGUGUGAAUUGAUACAGGAAAAACAAAACUUUGCGUCCAUAUGAAAGUCAUGCUGCUAAGCAGUUACAAUUUAAGAGGUUUUAGAUCAGAGAGAUCAUUUGGAGGCCAGCUUUGUGCAAGUUGUUUGAGCCUUUCCAGUGUCCUUACCCCUACUGCAUAAGGGGAAGGUUUAUACGUAAACAAGGUCUUCAGAGGCCUCUCAGCGUUUUUCUUACAUUAGGUCCUCUGGGUUAACAAAAGACAGGGUUCCUUAGGAGCAAAGUAACUCUUUUGUUGAUGGAAAUUUCUGUUUUUAUGAAUUACCCUGUGUUCCUUCCCCAUUUUACUCCAGCCCUUUACACCUUAAAUGUUCAUAAAAUACCUUCCUCAGCUCAAAACUGAAAAACCCUUGUAUGUGUUGGUGUUCUGAGUCAUCCUCUGGGAGGUCCCCUGAGCUGUCUACAGUUCAGCAAAGAAUGGUAUGGCAGCAGAUAAGUAGAGACUUUUUAAAAUCAUUUAAAAAUCUGUCCAGUUCAGAAUUGAAUAUAGAUUUAUGUUAGGGGAGAAGUUCUCCAAAGAGGUUUUCCACUUUUAAUUACUGGAUACUGAGAAGUAAUUCACCUUUUUCUCAAGGUAAUUCUGAAAAGCAGAAUCUACCACUGACCAGUCAAUGAUCAAUGGGUUGCCGGCCAAUUCCUUUCUAGUUAUCCAAGUCUUUGUGUGAGGGUGCCGCAGGAUCUCCCCUGCUCACCUAGCUCUCAGCUCCUCCAUUGAAGCAGCAAAAGUCCCUCCACGUUUCCCGGUGUGGGAAAAGGGUCAUAAAGAUGAGGAAACAGGGUCGGGGGGCUGGUGGGACCACAUAACUCCCCAUCUCUACCACCACAGUAAGAGCAAAACCGCAGAGCUUGCUUUAAACAGAGGGACUUGCUCUCGUGAAUUUGAGUUUAGUAAGAGGUCACAUGGCGGUGACCUCCGCGCAUGGGUUAGGUUCCCUUUCUUGUCAGCUCCCAGAGCAGAGGCUCGUGUCCCCAGAUUUCAGCUCUCAGGGGAGAAAGGCUGCUUUGACACCAGUUUGAAGUAUUAUAUCCAGGUGUCCUGAGGUCCCCAGGAGUCAGGUGUUGAACAGACUCUACACCUGUUCUGGCUUAUGAAGAGAGGUAGAACUUAUCCUCUCGCCACUCUCAAUUUUUCAAGGAAAGGAGAGAGUGAAAUAACUGGUUUAUGAAAACAGAAUCUGCCUCUUCGGCAAAAUACAAAACGUCUAUGAAGUGGACAAAUUUGGGGUCAUUUUCUGAGAGAAAGAAAUAGUAACAUUUGUCCAGUCCAUUCCAGCUUGAGUGUCUCGAGGGGCUUCCCUGGUGGCACAGUGGUUUAGAAUCCGCCUGCCAAUGCAGGGGACAUGGGUUCAAGCCCUGGUCUGGGAAGAUUCCACAUGCCGCAGAGCAGCUAAGCCCAUGCACCACAACUACUGAGCCUGCGCGCCUAGAGCCCGUGCUCCGCAACAAGGAGAAGCCACCGCAAUGAGAAGCCCAUGCACCACAGAGAAAAGUAGCCCCUGCUCGCUACAACUAGAGACAGCCCGCGUGCAGCAACAAAGACCCAACACAGCCAAAAAAAAAGUUAAUUAAUUAAUUUAAAAAAAAAGUGUCUCGAUAUACAUGAUCUCUGAUCUUUUGUCAGUCCUGUAAAGCAGGUAUUAGAUCCUCAUUUUACAAGUAAAGAAACAGGACAGUCCUGGGGCUGGGGACUGUCCUGUAGAUGGCUGGUUCCACCAAUAAUGGUUCCACAUUAUUUUCCUGCUACAGCAAGUAUGGUGCCCAGGAAUGAAGCUGUGGGUUUAAUUGACUCAGGUGUGCCCAGCCAGGUAGGAGAACCUAGGGGCAGGGUCAGCAAGCCGGGAACUCUUCAGGGUUUGUUUUCAAAACUGUUUUAGCCAGAAAUGGAGAGAAUCUAACAGAUGACUUUUGUAAAAAGCCUUUCACUUUUUCCCUCCCCAUCUGAAAGCUCUUUUAAGAGUGAAUGUGGCUGGAACACAACCAUGUCCAGCCAUCUUCCCAUCACCACAAGUUUCCAGAUGUGUGACCAGAAGAAGGACUCUGCCCAAUUCCGGUUGUGGGUCCCCUUGGAGUUUACAUCACUUGUUUUUGAGUUCUCGGUUUUCUAUUCCCUUCUUCCAAAACCCAGCAUACACCUCAGCGUAGGAACAAUUAUUUUAAAACAAAAUAGUUCCUCAGCUGCAGGUGAUGGCCUCAAUCAUUUUAGUACAGUCUAGAUGAUAUUUUGCUCAUUAACCAGUGCCUUCCAUUGUGAAAAUUCAAAACCUCAAAGCAGAUGUUUGCUUCUCAUCUAAUCCUUGUCCAGCAGAAGGCCAGGUCGUAGGGGAAAGUGAAGUCUGGUUGCAAGGAGAAAGACGCUCUUGUCUACCUUUUGAGAAUCAAUUAUUAAACAGGAAUCUCUUAGGCUUUUGAGUUCUCCUAUCGAUGGAAGAAAAACUCUCCUGAGUUACAAGUUCCACACUCAUUAACUUUCAUUUUUAAACUUUUUCACCCACUAAAAUUGGUUGAAGGACGGGAGUGCCAGAGAUGUGCUUUAAAAUAGCAUUUUGGUUUGAGAGCCUCUCCACGUUUGGACCUGCGUAUAUUGGGUCCAGAGCAGACGCAUAUCUGAGCCAGGAGGCUAUGAAGGUCAGGCGCUUAUGGAGAGAGCCCUGUCACAAAUGAAAAAUGGGAGGCUCUGGGAACGUGCUGUGUCGCCAUCAGCCUCCCCAUAUCUCCAGCAGCUUCUUCUGCAAAAGCAUCUCAGAGAAGAUGGACGGGCGGUCUCCCUUGUGCACCACAUCCAAGUCCACCCACCGGGCGCAACGUGGCUUUAAGUGCUGGCCUUGGUGAGAAACCUUCCAGCCAGCUCGUCUAUGGUCCAGGUCCUCUAGUGUCUGGUUUCCCUGUCCUGCGUAAUUUAAGCAUUAGAGCUAUAAAUCUGUUAUUUCUCCCUCUCUGGAGACUGUGAAAUGUCCAGCCCUCUUCAGAAUAGUAGAGAGAAGAAAUGUUAACUGCAAGUGGAGGCCUGGAACUGUCCAGACAUGGUGGGGCUGCCCACAGGCCAUUCCUCCUGUCUUCAUGCAGCUGAAAUCUGUCAGUCAGCCCACAUCAAUCCAAGAGUGAGCCACAGCUGCAAGCACCCGUGCUGAGGAGGGAAACCAAUUUAGAGUUUCAGACAGAAAUUGGAGUGUUGGGACAUCUGCUUUGUGCCAGGCAUAAUUGUCCUCAUUAUUCCUAACAACAGCUCUGUGGGGUAGGUGAGGUCAGCAGUGUCCCACCCUUCAAACUUCAGCCCCUCAGAGCACUUCCAGCCUGUCAAGGAACAAACUCGCACUUAACCUAUGAAAAUUGGUGACGGAAACUGACAGACCUGUGGCAUUCCCAGAGAAGCCCCAGCCUCAUAGGCGACUUUCCCUCCAAACUUCUCUCCAUAGUUUCACCCUCAGAAAAGUGCUGGCUGUGGUCUCUUCCUCCCCCUCCCUCCUGGGGAAAGGUCAGUAACAGACGCCUAGGCUGGGGGAGAACACUGGAGAGGCAAAGGGAAGCAGGAACUCAGUGCUCAGCCUCUUCCCCGCCGCCAUCAGGGACGGGAGCCAGGACGGCUGCAGCUUGUCUUCAGGGAACCAGGGUGGUGGGCCUGGGUGGUCCCAGUGAGCAGAGGAAGGGGGACACCUGUUCCGCCACGAGUGCUCCAAAUGGUCUAAGCUCUUACUCUGUGUUCAGUGUGGAAUGUUGACCAUAACUUAAUGUCCUGCAAACUUGUAAAGAAUGUAUGUAAAUUAAAGUUUUAUGUAACAAAAAUUUUUACUUUUUGCAAUUAAAAGUGUGUACAUUGGUUGAUAAGAA
Messenger RNA from Orcinus orca (killer whale), 7198 nucleotides. RefSeq names its product chromosome 10 C6orf89 homolog (gene C10H6orf89). The coding region runs from base 460 to 1527 and encodes 355 amino acids. Gene Ontology annotation, cellular component: nucleolus; Golgi membrane. The transcript has 8 exons. NCBI's taxonomy places the organism in Eukaryota, Metazoa, Chordata, Mammalia, Artiodactyla, Delphinidae. The record is from RefSeq and is a predicted model, not a curated record.